AUGCCGGCGUCGAUCGACGGACCGGUGAAAAAGUUUUUGCCCGGCGCUGUAAUCGACGACAUCCUCGCCACGGGUGGCUCCGCCUUGGCGUGCUGCGGCAUCCUCGAGCAGCUCGGGAUGCAUAUCCACGAGGGCUACUCGGUCUUCGCGCUCGCGAAGUUCUGCGACGACCGCGUCGAGGGCAAGAUGCUGUGGACGACGGAUGUCGUCCUCUCGCCGCACAUCGGGAAAAUGAACAAGCAGCACUGA
Messenger RNA from Emiliania huxleyi CCMP1516, 249 nucleotides. RefSeq lists its product as hypothetical. The record is from RefSeq and is a predicted model, not a curated record. The coding region runs from base 1 to 249 and encodes 82 amino acids. Lineage: Eukaryota; Haptophyta; Isochrysidales; Noelaerhabdaceae. The transcript is spliced from 4 exons.